UUUUUUUGCGCAAGCCCAGCCCACCCGGCGGGAAUAAAAAGCCCCCGCUGGCCUGGCUUUGGUCUACUCUUUCCCCACUCGGCAACAACGGCAGAAGCAGAUAUGAAGGCUCUCCUCUCUUUACUCAUCAUUGGAUGCCUCGCCUCGGCGUUUGCAGUUCCUACGGAACCCGUCAAAGUGAAAUGGUGCGCACAGUCUAAACCAGAGAACGAGAAAUGUCUCAAACUAGCGAGCGAACCAGACCUGAAGGACAAACUGGGAUGCGUAUUGAAGGACGGGUCAGAUGGUUGCAUAAAGGCCAUUACGGCAGGGGAGGCAGAUGCUGUUACCCUCGAUGGAGGCGAUAUCUACAAGGCUGGACUCAAGAACUACAACCUGCACCCCAUCAUUGCCGAGGACUACGGCAAAGACUCUGAUACCUGCUACUACGCUGUUGCCGUGGCGAAGGCAGGCACCAAAUUUGGGUUCGGUGACCUGAAGGGGAAGAAGUCUUGCCACACGGGCCUGGGGAAGUCAGCCGGCUGGAACAUCCCCAUCGGCACUCUGCUCACUCGGAAGCUUAUCUCCUGGGGCGGCAUCGACGACGAGGAGCUGCUGAGAGCCGUGUCAGAGUUCUUCUCUGCGAGCUGUGCCCCUGGAGCCAACCAGUACCCCAAGUACAAGAGCCUGUGUGAGCUGUGCAAGGUGGACUGCUCCCGGACGCACAAGGAGACCUACUACGACUACGCCGGUGCCUUCCAGUGCCUGCAGGACGGUGGUGACGAUUACGUGGCCUUCGUCAAGCACACGACGGUCCCAGCUGCAGAGAAGUCGAAAUACGAGCUGCUGUGUCCGGACGGAACCAGGAAGAGCGUUGAUGAAUUCGCCAAAUGCCACCUGUCCAAAGUACCUGCCCAUGCUGUGGUCAGCCGCAAGGAACCAGACCUGGCGAAACGCAUCUGGCUAAUGCUCGAGACGGCCAUGAAACACAGCCUUUUCUCCUCCGAGGGUUACAGCUCCAAGAACCUGCUCUUCAAAGACUCCACCGUCAAACUAGUGCAGGUCCCCAAUUCUGCUGACAGCUUCCUGUACCUGGGUGCAGAGUACAUGAGCAUCAUCCGCUCCCUGCAGAAAGAGGGCACGGAGACCAAGCGGGAGGGGAAGGGGCUGAGGUGGUGCGCCGUCGGGGCGGACGAGCUCAAGAAGUGCGACGACUGGAGCAUCAACUCCGUGGACGACGCGGGAAACGCCAAGAUCGAGUGCGAGAGGGAGAUCAACACGCACACGGUGGACGAGUGCAUCAAGAAGAUCAUGCGUAAAGAGGCAGAUGCCAUGGCGUUGGACGGAGGGCAGGUGUACUCUGCUGGAAAGUGUGGCCUGGUUCCGGCCAUGGUGGAGCAGUACGACGCAGACAAGUGUACGAACCCUGGAGAGGCCUCCUCCUACUACGCUGUUGCCGUGGUGAAGAAGGGCUCCGGGUUCUCCUGGGCGGAGCUGAAGGGGAAGAAGUCGUGCCACACCGGCGUCGGCCGAACGGCCGGCUGGAACGUGCCCAUGGGGCUCAUCCAUAAGGACACCAAGGAGUGCAACUUCACCAAGUUCUUCAGCGAGAGCUGCGCCCCUGGAGCUGACGUGGACUCCAGUCUCUGCAAGCUGUGCGUAGGCAGCAGGAAAGCGGUGGGAGACGUCAAGUGCAGAACGAGCAGCGCCGAGGAGCUGUACUCUGGCUACGCCGGAGCCUUCCGGUGCCUGGUGGAGGGUGGCGGAGAUGUGGCGUUUGUGAAGCACACCAUUGUGGGAGAGAACACUGAAGGAAAAGGUCCCUCCUGGGCGUUGAGCCUGCAUUCUGAUGACUAUGAGCUACUGUGCCCCACUGGCCCCAGAACCAGAGCCCCAGUUAAAGACUACCUGACCUGUAACCUGGCCAAGGUGCCGGCCCACGCCGUGGUGACCCGGCCCGAAAUUGUGGGCCAGGUGCAGAGCGUCCUGGAGGAACAGCAGAUCUUGUACGGAAUCAGUGGCUCCAGCGACCUGUUCAGGAUGUUCCAGUCAGGCGGGAAAAACCUCAUCUUUAAGGACUCCACCAAGUGUCUCCAGAGGGUUCCGGCAGGCCAGAGCUUCAAGGACUUCCUGGGCGCGAAGUAUUUUGAUGCUGUGACCGCACUCAAGGAGUGCGCCAGCAGUGUGUCAGAAUUGGAGCAGGCCUGCAGUUUCCACUCCUGCCAGCGGAAGGUGUAGAGGAGCGUCACUCUCACCCUGCAAAGACCCCACUCUCUUUGUUACACCAGCACUCGGUCAAUCACCUGCACGCUGGCGGACGAUUGGUGAUUCUUUGCUUUCUUCAGAUAACCAGUUUGUAACAAAAAAAAAAAUGUACAAAAGAAACACACAAAAAACUCUUAAAUAAACUGCUUUUCCACCUUUCCACCAGAAA
Molecule: messenger RNA, 2413 nt
Organism: Conger conger (European conger)
Lineage: Eukaryota; Metazoa; Chordata; Actinopteri; Anguilliformes; Congridae
Gene: tfa
Product: transferrin-a
Exons: 17
Coding region: 103-2217 (704 amino acids)
Biological process (GO): iron ion transport; antibacterial humoral response
Cellular component (GO): extracellular region; recycling endosome; early endosome
Source: RefSeq, a predicted model, not a curated record